GACUUCUGAUUUUUUUUUUUAUUUUUAAGCCAAAAGAAAGUGGCGUAGCUUUAUGCUCAACUUAUUUUAAUGAAAGGAAUUAAGAGCAAACUACCGCAACCUUUUCUCAAUUUCUUGGCUGAGAAUGGUGUUGACUGUUCUGUAUACGAACUUGCUAAGGAGAAUCCCCGUUAUAUAAGGUUGCGCGCUGGUGAAAAUGUUUCACUAGAUGAUCUUGAAAAAGCUUUCAAUGCUACCGUAAUUCAAGUCCCUUGGUUACUUUCUUUUUAUGAACUACCCAGCAAUGUAAAAAUAGCUAGCUCUCAACUAUAUAAGGAAGGCAAGAUUUAUGGAAUCGAUUUGAGUUCUGGUGCGGCUGUAUACGCUUUAAAUGUUCAGAUUGGGCAUCAUUGUUUGGAUCUUUGCUGUGCUCCCGGCGCUAAACUUUGCAUGCUUUCGGACGCCGUUGGAAAACUAGGAUCUGUCACUGGUGUAGAUAUCCAUGCACAGCGUCUGUCAAGCUGUAGAGGAGUUCUAAAUAAGUACAAACACUAUAACGUAAGGCUUUACAACUGUGACGGGGCUAAUUUUUCCAUACCCGCUCCAAACCAACCCCCGAGAUUCAGCUUCCCUCAUGCUUUUCCCGAGAAAGCUCAACCGCUAACAAUUUUUUAUCUUCCCUCUGCUUGGGGCCCCACAGGCUUAUCAUCCGGCUUCUAUGACAGAGUUCUCGUUGAUGCAGAGUGCACCCAUGACGCGUCUAUCAAGCACGUGAUCAAGUACGAAAAGUGGGGGUGGGACUCCUUUGAACGGAGACUGUUUACCCCCGAAAGGCUUGCUUCUCUUUGCGCCCUUCAAAAGCGUCUUCUACAGCGCGGGUUUGACCUUUUGAAGACUGGCGGUUUUUUAGUGUACAGUACCUGUAGUUUUUCAGUAUGUCAAAAUGAAGAGGUUGUCAAGGACCUACUCGUUAAUAACAGGGACGCCUUCUUAGUAAAGAUCGAAGUCCCUAACUUGCCGGUAGAACUUCUUAAUCAAGGAAACACAAACGACGAAGAAAUUAGAACUAAAACCAUACGUUUUGACCCCGUGACCUCAAGAACCAGCGGGCUGUUUAUAGCAAAAGUAAAGAAGCUACCAAGCCAAGUCAAACCUUAA
This is a messenger RNA of Zophobas morio, 1137 nucleotides long. RefSeq names its product probable 28S rRNA (cytosine(4447)-C(5))-methyltransferase. Gene Ontology annotation, biological process: RNA methylation. Gene Ontology annotation, molecular function: RNA methyltransferase activity. The record is from RefSeq and is a predicted model, not a curated record. Lineage: Eukaryota; Metazoa; Arthropoda; Insecta; Coleoptera; Tenebrionidae. The transcript is spliced from 8 exons. Bases 70 to 1137 code for a protein of 355 amino acids.